UUUAUUUUAACAGCGCAAUUCUUAUCCUCGAAACAAGUAGGGAAAAUUUUCAAACCCUAAACUUUUCAACUUACACGCAAAUUCAAUUUUAAUGGCGCCCAAGGCAGAGAAGAAGCCGGCUGAGAAGAAGCCAGCAGAGGAGAAGAAGACUUCGGUGGCAGAGAAGGCACCAGCUGAGAAGAAGCCUAAGGCCGGAAAGAAGUUGCCGAAGGAGGCCGCCGCUGGAGACAAGAAGAAGAAGCGCACGAAGAAGAGUACUGAGACAUACAAGAUCUACAUCUUCAAGGUUCUGAAGCAAGUCCACCCUGAUAUCGGUAUCUCGUCAAAAGCUAUGGGAAUCAUGAACAGUUUCAUCAACGAUAUCUUCGAGAAGCUUGCUCAAGAGGCCUCUAGGCUGGCCAGGUACAACAAAAAGCCCACUAUUACUUCUCGGGAGAUUCAAACAGCUGUGAGACUUGUACUUCCUGGUGAGCUGGCUAAGCAUGCCGUUUCUGAGGGCACCAAGGCUGUAACAAAGUUCACUUCAUCUUGAAGGAAUCUGUAUUAGGUAAUUGAUGAUGCGUCUGUGUAGCUAAGUAGGUCAGAAUUUUGAUUUUAGUAGAUUGGUAUGCUGAUAGGUUUUUUGUUAUAUAUUGAUGUAUUUCUGGAGAUUGGUGUGAUUGAACUGGAAGUUCAAUUCUAUUGUGCUGUUAAAUGAAGUUGAAAUACAAUUUAGUAAUUGCUCUUCA
Molecule: messenger RNA, 728 nt
Organism: Mangifera indica (mango)
Lineage: Eukaryota; Viridiplantae; Streptophyta; Magnoliopsida; Sapindales; Anacardiaceae
Product: histone H2B.3
Exons: 1
Coding region: 92-532 (146 amino acids)
Biological process (GO): nucleosome assembly
Cellular component (GO): nucleosome
Molecular function (GO): DNA binding; structural constituent of chromatin; protein heterodimerization activity
Source: RefSeq, a predicted model, not a curated record